GCACAAUUUGGGCAACAGCAGUUGCUACAUCAAUGGCUUACACAAGUGCUAAGAGAGAUGCAUUUAAGCAUAGCAUUAGAUAUACAAUUUACAUUGAAGCAUUUAAACGAUUUAUAUUUAUCUCUAUGGUUAUUUUAUAUGUAUUUGUUUGCCACUAUAGGAUGCAUGCAUUAGGUUUAACGUUAGUAGGUCAACUUUCAGUUGGGUUUAAGCCUAUUUGCGUAUAUUCAUAUAUUGAAUGGCAG
Molecule: messenger RNA, 245 nt
Organism: Lactuca saligna
Lineage: Eukaryota; Viridiplantae; Streptophyta; Magnoliopsida; Asterales; Asteraceae
Source: the annotation of a GenBank genome assembly